UUCAACUCUGACUGAAACACCGACGGAGCUGCAGCUACCAGGUCUUGGAAUACAAUCAUGAAAUUGCAUCAGGAUUCAGAGGCCACGAAGGAAGAAAGAAAGAGUCUCAAACCUCAGGUGGAGAGACGUCGAAGGGAGAGAAUGAACCGCAGUCUGGAGAGCCUGAAGACUCUUUUGCUACAGCAACAGGAAACGUGUCAGCGCAGAGUGGAGAAAGCUGAGAUACUCGAGCACACAGUCCUCUUUCUGCAGAACACCGUCGAAAGGAACACGAUGAGAGCUGAAGGUGGUGGAGGUGGAGGUGGAGGUCAGAAACACUCCUUCCAAGACGGCUUCUCCACCUGCCUACAGACAGCUGCUCAGUUCCUGGGACCUGAUGGGAAAGGCUUGAGGCUCGGAGAAGCACUGUCCUCCAGCUCUCUGCCGCUCACACAGACCAUUCUUCGGAUGCUGAGGCAAAAGACCAAGCACAGACUGCACGUGCGAGACUGCAGCAUUGCUCAUCCGUACCGGCUUCCAGUCCAGCAAGAGUCUCCCAGAAAUCCCCAGAGACAAAAUCCAGCAAGCAAACAGAGCCUGACCCAGAGCAGCCCGGUCAGCCAGGCUUUCUGGAGGCCCUGGCCCUGAUCACGAGGUCCUGACCUCUGAAAGUGAACAUUUGAUGACUCUAACAACUAUUUAAAAUUCACUGGGGCCAUCUGUUAUGUUCCUGAAUGAAUAUGUGAAUUGAAGUCUUGGCAAAAAAUUGUCCUCUGGACUUCUGACAACUCAUA
Messenger RNA from Anoplopoma fimbria (sablefish), 773 nucleotides. Its product is annotated as transcription factor HES-2-like. Gene Ontology annotation, molecular function: protein dimerization activity; DNA-binding transcription factor activity, RNA polymerase II-specific; RNA polymerase II cis-regulatory region sequence-specific DNA binding. Gene Ontology annotation, cellular component: nucleus. Gene Ontology annotation, biological process: regulation of transcription by RNA polymerase II; anterior/posterior pattern specification; regulation of neurogenesis. The transcript has 3 exons. The coding region runs from base 58 to 627 and encodes 189 amino acids. The record is from RefSeq and is a predicted model, not a curated record. Lineage: Eukaryota; Metazoa; Chordata; Actinopteri; Perciformes; Anoplopomatidae.